CUUACCCAUUCAUAUCACUUAUACCACUUCAUAUAACAGUCUCAGUACCAUAUGGUUUGAUAAAAUUCUAGGAAAUGAAGACCAUAUUCCUGAGAUCCCACCUCUACCUACUUCGUUGCACCAAUUCAUCUUCACAUCCUCGAUUCCUCAUUCCCAUCAAAACCACAUCAUAUCUAAAAAUCUCUGCCAAAUCCCAUCAUCAUAUAAACAAGCCUCUAAGAUUAGAAAUCGUACCCAGAUGCCAAAAUACCCUGAAGGAGGAGGAGGAAUCUCUUCAACUUCAAGUUUCCCCACAAGGGAAUUCAAGGGUUGUGAUACUAGGAGCAGUUUCUUUAGGAUUGGUGCUGUUUCUCAUGGGGAUGGAUGACCAGAAGGCUUUGGCUCUGGGUCCAGAGGGGCCUCUGAUGGAGGAGUUUUGGGAAAAUGUAAGGAGGUAUGGUCUGUAUGCUCUCACGGUAAGUACAGGUGCUCUUUACACAAUCUUCCAACCUAUAUUUGAGUUGCUCAAGAACCCCAUCUCUGCUGUUCUAGUUCUAACCAUCUUAGGGGGAGGAAUUUUCAUUGUUUCCCAAGUUGUUUCUGCCAUGGUUGGUGUCACUGAUUUCACUUAUGAUUAUGGAUAUUAGGUUGUAAGUCUGCUUUGUGAUGAGGUUUAUUUGCCUUCAUUUUGCUACCUUCUUUUUUGUCUAGUCCCUAAUUGCAGAAGCAAGUUGUGAGAAUUGGGAAAUCGAGUUGCUCACUUUAUGUUUAAAUGCUCUCAUCAUGAAAGAGUACAUGCUUUUCUUUU
Molecule: messenger RNA, 787 nt
Organism: Corylus avellana
Lineage: Eukaryota; Viridiplantae; Streptophyta; Magnoliopsida; Fagales; Betulaceae
Source: RefSeq, a predicted model, not a curated record